Aspergillus viridinutans is the source of this 1392-nucleotide messenger RNA. It is a transcript of the gene hcsA, whose product is annotated as homocitrate synthase. Lineage: Eukaryota; Fungi; Ascomycota; Eurotiomycetes; Eurotiales; Aspergillaceae. Gene Ontology annotation, cellular component: mitochondrion. Bases 1 to 1392 code for a protein of 463 amino acids. The record is from RefSeq and is a predicted model, not a curated record. The transcript has 5 exons. Gene Ontology annotation, molecular function: homocitrate synthase activity.
AUGUGCCCCGGUGCAGACAAUGAGCCCAAUGGGCACACCAACGGCGCCAAUGGCACCGAUGCUCACCCCGGCUUCACUGCCGUCGAGACCCGUCAAAACCCUCACCCUUCGGCUUCUCGCAACCCUUAUGGCCACAACGUCGGCGUGACCGACUUCCUGAGCAAUGUCUCUCGUUUCAAGAUUAUCGAGAGUACCCUUCGUGAAGGUGAACAGUUCGCCAACGCCUUCUUCGACACCGAGAAGAAGAUUGAGAUUGCGAGGGCUCUGGAUGACUUUGGUGUCGACUACAUUGAGCUCACCAGUCCCUGUGCUUCCGAGCAGUCAAGAAAGGACUGCGAGGCUAUCUGCAAGCUUGGCCUGAAGGCCAAGAUCCUCACACACAUCAGAUGCCACAUGGACGACGCCAGGGUUGCCGUCGAGACUGGUGUUGACGGAGUUGACGUCGUUAUCGGAACCUCAUCCUAUCUCCGGGACCACUCCCACGGCAAGGACAUGACCUAUAUCAAGAACACCGCCAUUGAAGUCAUCGAAUUCGUCAAGUCCAAGGGCAUUGAGAUCCGGUUCUCCAGCGAGGAUUCGUUCCGUUCUGACCUCGUUGACCUCCUGUCCAUUUACUCCGCUGUCGACAAGGUUGGCGUUAACCGUGUUGGUAUCGCCGACACUGUCGGUUGCGCUUCUCCCCGCCAGGUUUACGAACUUGUCCGUGUGUUGAGAGGAGUUGUUAGCUGUGACAUUGAAACUCACUUCCACAAUGACACCGGGUGUGCCAUCGCCAACGCUUACUGCGCCUUGGAGGCUGGUGCCACUCACAUCGAUACCUCUGUACUUGGUAUCGGUGAGCGUAACGGUAUCACUCCCCUUGGUGGCCUCAUGGCCCGUAUGAUGGUCGCCGACCCCGAGUACGUUAAGGGCAAGUACAAGCUCGAGAAGCUAAAGGACAUCGAGGAUCUGGUUGCCGCUGCCGUUGAAGUCAACAUUCCCUUCAACAACUACAUCACUGGUUUCUGCGCUUUCACCCACAAGGCCGGUAUCCAUGCCAAGGCCAUUCUCAACAACCCCAGCACAUACGAGAUUAUCAACCCUGCCGAUUUCGGUAUGACUAGAUACGUCCACUUCGCUUCGCGCUUGACGGGCUGGAACGCUAUCAAGUCUCGUGCUCAGCAGCUCAACAUUGAGAUGGCCGAUGCUCAGUACAAGGAGUGCACUGCCAAGAUCAAGGCUCUUGCUGAUAUCCGUCCCAUUGCCGUUGAUGAUGCUGACAGCAUCAUCCGUGCCUACUACCGCAACCUCAAGUCAGGCGAGAACAAGCCUCUUCUUGACCUCACAGCUGAAGAGCAAGCUCAAUUCGCUGCCAAGGAGAAGGAGAUUGCUGGCUCGGGUGUUAUUGCUUAA